This is a messenger RNA of Pseudozyma hubeiensis SY62, 429 nucleotides long. RefSeq lists its product as hypothetical. The record is from RefSeq and is a predicted model, not a curated record. The transcript has 2 exons. Bases 1 to 429 code for a protein of 142 amino acids. NCBI's taxonomy places the organism in Eukaryota, Fungi, Basidiomycota, Ustilaginomycetes, Ustilaginales, Ustilaginaceae.
AUGUAUCUAGCGCCAAUGACAGCUGCACAUCAUGUCUCACCUACUGCAGCAGGCCUUGCCAUUCGAACAAAGUUGCAUGGAAGCCGCGCAUCCGUCCACUCGGACCGGCAAUGUAAUUGGUGCGAUUUUUGGCAAGAGUCAGCCAGCGGCUUCGAAUGUCAGAACGUUGUCACGAACGCCCAUCGGCGUUGUUCUGCCGCAGACAACCGCGUAAGCUUCGAUAGCUUGCCCUCCCGCCUUCCACUGCAGGUCGUGCCCUCACAUCCUUCCAAGACCAAAGUGUGGAGAGGCGAGAAAGCCGGGCUUCCACACCGUGACCGUGAUUGCCGAGAUGCGUCUAGGCUAGAGCCAUCACGAGUCAAGCGCGUGGAUGAACACGACAGCGACCGUCGAAGCAUCGGAUCAGAUGAAACCGAAAAGGUGCAGUAG